Molecule: messenger RNA, 1479 nt
Organism: Blastomyces dermatitidis ER-3
Lineage: Eukaryota; Fungi; Ascomycota; Eurotiomycetes; Onygenales; Ajellomycetaceae
Exons: 2
Coding region: 1-1479 (492 amino acids)
Molecular function (GO): nucleic acid binding
Source: RefSeq, a predicted model, not a curated record
AUGGAAAACCCCGUAUGUAGCCUGUCAAGACUGUCGGCCUCCCAGGUGGAGCGGGCUUCAUUUACCCCUGGUAGCAGUACGCUGCCAAAAGCAACCGUAACGAACCUGUUCUGGGAAUCGGUUUCAGAAGGGGCUCUCCAAGCUCUUCAACGGCGACUAGCUGAGCAAGAUGCACGCAUCUCGUUGCUUGAAAAGGAGCUGAGAAAGAAUCGACUUGAACCCAGAAAGUCCGCAGAGGAAACGGUCGAAGGCUCAAAGGAAAGCUUGCCUGGAGCUCGAUCCGAAUCUGUGUCGUUGCUCAACUUCAACUCCAAGCCUGCACAACCAAAGGAAGGGGGCGCUAGUCUAGCAGGACUAGACGAUGGCGUUAUAUCCUCUCAAUUGCGGUACCAGAUGCUCCAAUUCAAAUUAUAUUCAAUUCAGCAACGCCGCUCAAGUGUCGCAGAAGAUUCUCCUUCAUUAUCGUCCCCUCCGGGGCAGAGACCUGAAUCAUCGUUAUUUGACGAUUUGAGCCCGCCAUCAGAGGAGCCCAUUACUCCAAGCCAGGAAUACUCACUCGACGACCUCCGUGCAUUUGAAUCUCAUUUAGAGAUGAAAGAAGCAUCUUCUUGGAGCAACCACGGCGAUGGAGCUCAGAAAGGGACAACCAAGACUCUACUUGAAGGCAUUGGAUCACCAACAGAUAUCCCGCAAGCAUAUGGAGUCGUUCCGGGGGAAGCGCGUACAAAAAGUGCCAGUCAACCAACUCCAACGCCAUGGGAUGGAAAAGUGAAAUACUCACUGCCCAUAUCCUCCCCCUUUGAUAACGUCCACCAGAAAAAUCGUGCCCUUAACGCACUGCGCCAUUCCGAAUACCCUCCAGGUCUCUUCCAACAUGGACUCUUCUUUGACCCUCCCAAGUCGGAAGCGAAUUGGUGCAGGACUGUAGCCAUCACGAACCUUCCACUCAGCUGCUGCUUGAGACACCUAUUUCAAGGUGUGCGCGGCGGCACUAUAUUAUCCGCCCAUUUGAUGAAUAUGGAACGCGCUGCAGGUUAUCAUAUGGGGAUUGUCACCUUCGUUUACGAGAAGGAUGCAAAGGCAUACGUCGAGUUUUCCAAGAAUCACGGAGUGUUCUUUGAUGAUCAGCGCGCCAGGGUCAUAAUGUUUAAGCAACCUACAUAUCCAAUGUCAGGAGAUAUAGAACGGAAGGUCAGUCGUGGCCACACGAGGUGUAUUUCCAUCAAAGGCCCCCGUGACCCUGAGCGGUAUCCCGACGUUGCAGCAUUCGUCGAGAGGGAGCUUCCUGUCUAUUUCGACCUCGGGGAUGAUAUGGUGGAGAAUGAAUCUAGUACUGAGAUGCGGAUUCAUUUCAAUUCAAUCAAAGCUGCCAGUGCUGCCAUUGAGGCAUUUCGGGGGUAUAAGAGACUCGCCAACUGCGAAUUGAGCUUUGCCCCAGAUCCAUGCUCAGGACCACUGCCCGUUUGCCCCUGCCACUAG